Lucilia cuprina (Australian sheep blowfly) is the source of this 1399-nucleotide messenger RNA. RefSeq names its product phosphoglycolate phosphatase 1A, chloroplastic. Lineage: Eukaryota; Metazoa; Arthropoda; Insecta; Diptera; Calliphoridae. Gene Ontology annotation, molecular function: phosphatase activity. Bases 7 to 966 code for a protein of 319 amino acids. The record is from RefSeq and is a predicted model, not a curated record. The transcript has 6 exons. Gene Ontology annotation, cellular component: cytoplasm.
AUUUAUAUGUUAAAAAUUUUAAAAACAUAUUUACAAUUUAAUAAAACUAUGACUCCUCGAAAUAUUUUGACACUUUCUAGUGAAGAAAAACGUAAAUUUUUGGAUUCAUUUGAUCAUGUAUUCUCCGAUAUUGAUGGUGUUGUUUGGAAUAUGUCACAUAUCAUUGAAGGUUCAGCCGAGGGAUUUAAUGCUCUACGACAAGCUGGCAAACAGUUAACCUUUAUUACCAAUAACAGUGUAAGACCCGAAGAGCAGUGUAUACAAAAAUUGAUAAAAAAUAAUAUUGAUAUUAAAGCAGAAAAUAUCAUGCAUCCUGCCAAAAGUAUAGUUGAGUAUUUAAAUAACAUUAAGUUUAAGGGACUAAUUUAUAUCAUAGCAUCAGAGGAAUUUAAAAAUGUAUUAAAACGUGCCGGUUACGAAUUAUUGGAAGGGCCUAAUGUUAUUGUUAAGGAAUCGUUUACUGAAGCCAUGGGUUAUGUCGUGGAUAGUCAACCUGUUAAAGCUGUGGUUAUAGAUUUUGAUUUUAAUUUAUCUUUUCUUAAGUUAAUGAAGGCAAAUUUGUAUUUACGUCAACCUGAUUGCCUAUUAAUUGGAGGAGCCACUGAUUUUCUUUUGCCUGUUACCAAAGACUUAUCUGUUAUGGGUCCAGGGCCUUUUGUCAAGAUAUUGGAAGAAACGAGCCGUAAAGAAAUGUUAACAUUUGGUAAGCCUGGCAAAGCAUUGGCUGAGGUGUUAAUGCAACGUUCCCAUAUACCUACAUCAGAUCGAGUUCUCAUGAUUGGUGAUAUGCUGGAACAGGACAUACGUUUUGCCACAUCAUGUGGUUUUCAGUCCCUGCUAGUGCUCAGUGGUGGCACUUCGUAUGAGGAGUUAAUGUCUCAAAAAGAUGAGAAUAUAAUACCAAAUUAUUAUGCCCAAAGUGUUGCUGAUUUUGUGGAAUUUAUAAAGGAUGUAAAUAAAAGAUAACUAUUCUCGCGACCAGCCGAGUGAUGAACCUUUCAAUUAAGUCUCAAAGCAUCUAUACUUUUGCUUAUAUACGUAAUUUGGUGUCUUCCCAAUGGAAAUCAAUUCCCAAAUUCGCAGAGCUAUUUGAAGGCAAGAAUUUUCGUCAGCUAUAAGUCAGCUUUAAUCUGCGUAUAAAGUUAUCUCCCAGAUUUCGAAAUUAAUUUCAAAUAUAAAUGUAUUUAAUGUUUCAUUGUAUUCAACAUUAAAAACAUUUUCUAUUCUUGUAAUUUUUUAAAUGAUAACAAUUUUCUCUAUUUAUUAUAAUUUAUAUUUUCAUUAUUAAUUUCUAUUAUAAUUUAAUUUAAUUAUACUACUUAUAAAAAAUAUAUCAUUGUUUUUUUACUUCUGUCAAUGUUAAACUGUAUGUUAUAUUUAAACUUAUUCCUUUGUUUUU